ACCUGAAAAAAGCAUAUUUUACGGAUGAAGUAAGGAAACAAAGGCGAGAGAACAACUAUAAUUUCUUCAGUAUAGUAUUUUCGUGAAAACUAAGGCUGAGCCCUUUCAGGAACAAUGGCGACAAAUAUGCCAUCUUAUUACGAAUAUGAUGAAGACUAUUCUAGCGAUGACUGCAGCAAGGAAGAUGUGAUUGCCUUUGGUUCCAUUGCCACUCCGAUUAUCUUCUGUCUUGUGAUAAUCCUCAGCCUCUUCGGGAAUCUAUUGGUGCUUGUGAUCCUGAUCAAAUACGAGAAUCUCAAAUCCAUUACCAACCGCUUUAUCUUUAAUUUGGCUCUGUCGGAUCUUAUGUUCACCCUCGGUUUACCUUUCUGGGCAUUCUAUCAUCAUAUGCAUGAAUGGACACUUGGAGAUACGACCUGUAAGGUGGUCAAUUUUGUUUUUUAUGCUGGAUUUUACAGUAGCGUCUUGUUUUUGACGAUGAUGACACUACAAAGGUACAGGGCAGUAGUGUAUCCCUUGUCUGACCGUGGUGAAAAUCGCACACAUUUCGCACUUGCUUUGACACUCCUAGUAUGGGCACUCAGCGUGGUAGCGGCCAUGCCUGCAACAUUGCACAACAAAGUUCAAACGCACAACAACAAGUCUCACUGCCAGUAUGAUGACAUAAAUUGGAAAAAGGCAGCAGCAUAUCAACAAAAUAUAUUUUUCUUUAUUGCUUUUGGAAUUAUGUGUUUUUGUUACUCCAGGAUACUCCAGACUGUCCUAAAAUCCCCAUCAAGUAAGAAAAUUAGGACGGUGAAACUUAUUUUUGUCAUUGUGGUUGUGUUUUUGGUAGGUUGGGCGCCAUACAACAUUGUUAUAUUCCUAAAGUCUUUGUCUGACCAGAAUCCUUUUAAUGACUGUGAUGUGAGCAUCAGACUGGAUUAUGCCUUCUACUCGUGUCGGCUAAUAGCCUUCUCGCACUGUUGCCUUAAUCCCGUGUUCUACGCCUUCGUUGGAGUGAAGUUUCGAAAGCACCUGAAAGUGAUCAUUCAUAAGAUCUCGCCACCACCUCAGGCAAGCUUGGAGUCCCAGCGCACAAGGAUGGUAGCUUUGCCAUCGCAGGGGUCUAUGUACUGAUUGCUUUGCCCUGCCCUGCCCUCAUUCAUUCACCCACACCAGACUCUGAUGAUUUAACAAGGACUUACUGGAGCUGGUAUUUUCUACAGUGUAACUAUUAAUAUACUGUAUAAUGCCUUUGAGUAGGCCUACAGUGAAGGAUGCUUCUAUAGUCACUUGAGGUACACAUUUGCUGUUGAAAGACCAAGUCUCAUUUGCAUAGUACAAAUAGGACCCAGUGCAGUUCGAGCGAACUAGGCCCACGUAACAGCGGCAAUUGUGGUUUGUGGGGGCAGAUGUUUUUCUUCAUUUUUAUUCAAGAACAAUCAGAUCUGAUCUUUAUAACAGAAAAUUGAAACUGAAUUGAAAAUGUCUUGGUAAAACACCUGAAUAUUUCCAUCGUAUAUAAAAUGAAAAGGGGCAGCAUGUUCCCACUCUUUGUAGAUGACAGUAUCAGCCCACACAAAGACAAAAGAAACAAAACAGCCUGAACUGGAAUCUGAAAAAUGUAAACAUAAUCUGAAUAAUAACAGAUCGGUACUUUGUGGCCUACUAAGACUGUGCUUUGAAUUCACCUGCAAUCUAAAAGUGACAGUGAUGUAUAACACUGCUUUUAUGUAUUUUCGCUUAUUUCAACUGAGAAGUAAAACAAUGACCAGAUUUUGUGAAACUGUGAACCAUUUUACAAUACAAGAUAACUGUCAAUAUCACCUGAUAAGUCUGUUUAGGCCUAGUGGCACAUCAUAUUCCUCAUUAUGCUUUCUUUAAAAAAAAUGGAGCACUCUGAAGAUCAUCUUUUUCCUACUGACACUGCACUGCAGUUUGUGAAUUCUGUGCUAACAAAAUGGAAGUUAGUUUAACACCUAGGUUCAUUCUAGCAGGAAGAGGAAGUGUUAUAGUGUCUGUAUAAACUAUCAAAUAUUAAACUAUGGGAUGAGUUGAUAGUGA
Messenger RNA from Clupea harengus (Atlantic herring), 2046 nucleotides. Its product is annotated as chemokine XC receptor 1-like. Gene Ontology annotation, molecular function: C-C chemokine receptor activity; C-C chemokine binding. Lineage: Eukaryota; Metazoa; Chordata; Actinopteri; Clupeiformes; Clupeidae. Gene Ontology annotation, cellular component: external side of plasma membrane; membrane. The record is from RefSeq and is a predicted model, not a curated record. Gene Ontology annotation, biological process: positive regulation of cytosolic calcium ion concentration; calcium-mediated signaling; G protein-coupled receptor signaling pathway.